Messenger RNA from Heterocephalus glaber (naked mole-rat), 5213 nucleotides. RefSeq names its product SH2B adaptor protein 3 (gene Sh2b3). Gene Ontology annotation, cellular component: plasma membrane. Gene Ontology annotation, biological process: intracellular signal transduction. The record is from RefSeq and is a predicted model, not a curated record. Gene Ontology annotation, molecular function: transmembrane receptor protein tyrosine kinase adaptor activity. NCBI's taxonomy places the organism in Eukaryota, Metazoa, Chordata, Mammalia, Rodentia, Bathyergidae.
CGUUCGCAGCCGGUUCCUCUUUACAUAACGGCGCGGGGCGGCAUGGGCUCGGGCCACCGCCUGCGGCCGGCUGCCCGCCCGGACUGUCGCGGCCCGCAGUGGCCACGGUGGCGGCAGCAGCAACAAAGUUUCCCCGGUGGCGGCUCAGGGGCGCAUCCUCCCGCGACUGUCAAGCGCUGGCGGCGGAAAUGAUGAGGCGCUGGCCAUUUUCCGAGCCCGGGUUUCCUGCCUGAGCCUUGCUCCUCAGAGCCGCGGGUGAGGAGCCGGCGCGCGGCAGAGGACGCGCCGGGGGCGGGGACCCGCCCGCCCCCCUCGGGACUUCGGGGGGCCGGGGGCGCGCGCCGCCAUGGGCCGGCCAGGCCCCGACCCCCUGCCUCUCAGCCUGGCCGCCCAGCCUCGGUCUCCGCCAUGAAUGGGCCCACCCUGCAGCCUCCCGCGCCGCAGCCUGCUGCCCCGCAGUCCCCCGCGCCCCCGCGUGCCUGGAGCGAGUUCUGCGAGCUGCACGCCGUGGCUGCGGCCCGCGAGCUGGCACGGCAGUACUGGGCCUUCGCGCGUCAGCACCCGCAGCACGCUCCGCCGCGCGCCGAGCUCGUGUCGCUGCGCUUCGCAGACCUCUUCCAGCACUACUUCUGCCUUGAGCUGCGCGACGCCCGAGCUGGCGGACCCCCGGGCCGUGACUACCGCGAGGCGGCUCGUGGGCCAGCUGCCAAGGCCGAGGUGCCCGAGCCGGGUCCUGUCCCCGCCGCUGCGCUGCCCAAGGCCCGCAGCUCCGAGGACCUGGCCCUGCCACGCAUGCCAGGUGCCUGCGCCCUCCAGCAGCUGCGCCGCGGCCUGCGCCACCUCUUCCGCCGCCGCUCGGCCGGGGAGCUGCCCGCUGCCUGCGGCCCCGGGGACCCAGGUGAGGCCCCUGCUCGGUCUGGCCCCGCCCGGAAGCUGCUGCCCUGGAGCCUGGCCCGGGAGCCGCCGCCUGACGCCCUCAAAGAAGAGGCGCUGCGCUACAGCGUGGCUGAUGAGGCGUCCAUGGAUAGCGGCGCACGCUGGCAGAGAGGUAGACUGGUGCUCCGCCGUGUGCCCGGCCCCGCCGGCGGCUCAGACCGCGUGCUGCAGCUCUUCGACCCGCCCAAGAGUUCAAAGCCCAAGCUGCAGGCAGCCUGCUCCAGCAUCCAGGAGGUCCGGCGGUGCACGCGCCUGGAGAUGCCUGACAACCUCUAUACCUUCGUGCUGAAGGUAAAGGAUAGGACAGACAUCAUCUUCGAGGUGGGAGAUGAGCAGCAGCUGAACUCGUGGAUGGCCGAGCUCUGGGAGUACACUGGCCAAGGGCGAGAGAGCAUGGACACUGAGAUGCACCAUCCCUCUGGCCCAGAGCUCAGCACAUCCAGCUCGCCAGGGGGAAGCACAGACUCCCUGAACCACGCAGGUGCUUCUCCUGGGGGAUUGCUAGACCCCACCUGCCAGAAAACAGAUCACUUCCUGUCCUGCUACCCCUGGUUCCACGGCCCCAUCUCCAGGGUGAAGGCAGCCCAGCUGGUGCAGCUGCAGGGCCCUGACGCCCACGGCCUGUUCCUGGUGCGGCAGAGCGAGUCCCGGCGCGGGGAGUACGUGCUCACCUUCAACUUCCAGGGGAGAGCUAAGCACCUGCGCCUGUCGCUGACCGAGCGGGGCCAGUGCCGAGUGCAGCACCUGCACUUCCCCUCAGUUGUGGACAUGCUGCACCACUUCCAGUGCUCGCCCAUCCCGCUCGAGUGCGGGGCUGCCUGCGACGUCCGGCUCUCCAGCUACGUGGUUGUCUCCCAGCCACCAGGUUCCUGCAACACUGUCCCCUUCCCUUUCUCCCUCCCUCGCUGGGACUCAGAGCUGGGCCUUGCCCACCUCAGCUCUUCUGGCUGUCCUCAAGGGGUUGGCCCCGAGGGUCUCACAGGCCGCCCGUCACCCCCAGAGCAGAUCUUCCACCUGGUGCCUUCGCCUGAGGAACUGGCCAGCAGCCUGCGGCACCUGGAGCCUGAGCCCAGCAGUCGAGCCCGGGACUCAGACUAUGAAAUGGACUCAUCCUCCCGGAGUCACCUUCGGGCCAUAGACAACCAGUACACACCCCUCUGACGGUGGGCCCAGCCCCCAGGACGAGCAAAGAUGCAAACUUGUGAAUGUAAUGAUCUUUCCUUCCUUCCAGAGAGAGAUUCAAGGGACACUCAACUGCUCUUUCCAGUUGGACGUGACCCUUCUAUUAGGCCUGUUAAAAGGCCUCCUGUAAGUCUCCCCUGUCCUUGGCUUUCUCCUUGUUGUUUACAGCAGUGGUUCCUGUCUGCAGAUGCCACCAGCUCUUGCCCUGGGUCCCUAAUCCCAGUCCCCAUCACUCUCAGAAGAGGUGGACUGAGAGCCGGAGCUGGCAGUAGAAACUCACUCUCCCUUGCUGACACUGUCACAGCUGAUGACAGACUUCCUGCUGGGGGGAGGGCUGUCAUCAGGAAGCUCAGAACACUAAGCCCUGGACCCUCAGGUGGUUCCCACUGGAGCAUCAGUCCCGUGGCAGGAGGCCACUCCUAAUCCUGCUUCUCUCGGCUGUAGGACAAAAGCUCUCGCACAAGGGCAAGCUGAAGGUCAAAAAUGAUUUUAAACAUUUUACCUCAGAUUAGUUUUUUAAAGGAUUCAGGUUUCAAGACUAAACCAUUGCUUACUUCAUUGCACUGUUUCAACUCGUACCCAUGCCUGUUCUGCAGCCAGGGGUCGCUAUGCAAACCCUGCCUGUCUUGUUCACGGUCCGAGCCACCACCGCGCCUGAUGGCUUUGUCCACCCUUGGGACAGUCACCUGCUGCUGAGCGGCCACUGUCCUCCCUGAACACUGAGAAGUGAAAUGUGUCACCUUUUCAGGGAAAUUCAGGCAAUUACUGAAAUAGGAGGGUGGCAAGAACAGUUCUACCCUGGUGCCUUAAUAAAAAACUGGACCCCAGUUUGCAGCAGCCUUAUGGAGAAUGCACGUCACCGGGGAGCGGAGCAGGAAGGGGCGGGUGGGCAAAAAGAGGAGGCAGCUCCUGGGCUCUUUCUAGGGAGCUCUUGUGUGUCCCCGGCUUAUUAAGUUAUCCUACAAGUGGGCUUUCAGCUCCUUUUUAAGCCAAAUGGAAGCUAGGACUCUGGUGCCACAGCCCAGGAAAAAGCAAGAGCCCAUGGUCUGGCCUCUCUCAGCACGCGUCUCUCCCCACAGGGCCUGAAGCCAAACCUCCAUCUACUUGCCUUUCAAAAUGAUACAAUUCAUGGGGGCUGGCUCCUCCCAGAACUUUCCUGUUGGGGUACAGGGACAGGGGCGGGCAGUGACAGUAGUCAGCUCUUCCUGGGCGCCAACAGCCACCAGCAUCAUCAUGGUGCUUCUAGGGGACCGGGAGCAGAGCAGAGCGAGCUUGCAUUGCUCAGAAGUGAGCGUGAACCCGUAGCCUCAAACCACCAGCACUACCUGCCUUCUCAGGGCAGGGCUUGGUCUCUCCACUUACUGUCUUUAUGCCAAGAGGUCAGGGUUCUGCUUCUACAACUUGCUGAUCUUUAGAGGGCUCUAGGCCAGGUGUGGUGCCACAAACCUGUAAUCCCAGCACUCGGGAGGCUGAGGCAGGAGGAUUUCGUCUGAGCUACAUAGUGAGUUCAAGGCCAGACUGAACUACCUAGCUGAGGAGACCCUGUCUCAAGAAACCAAGAGAAAAAAUAGGGCUUUAGAGCCGCUUUCUGUGCCACUCCAAAGACACUCCAGUGUUCUUAUGAACCAUACAGCACACCCAACACUGGUCCAGGUUUGCGUCCAGGUCUGAGGGCACCUGUCUGUCUUCUACAAGCAGGUUUCUCUAGAAUACAAAUGUUAGUAAGUGUGGCCGGGCAUGGUGGCGCUCACCUGUAACCCCCGCACUUGGGAGUGUAGGCAAGAGGAUCACCAUGAGUUCAAGGUCAGCCUGGGCUACAUAGUGUGACUGUCUCAAAAGAAAGAACCAAGUCAGUCAGCAAUGCUCUGGAUUGUUUUGAAAGACAAAAGUCACCAAGAAGGCAACCCUGAUGAGUGAGCUGUCUGCUCUCUCCUGUCUGCAUAGGAAGUGGUGGAGCGAGUUCCCUUGUUCCAGCCAGUUUAACCCUCUUCCAGCUCCGGCAGUGCCAGAGCUGUGCGGGCCCUGCACACACAGGGGCUCCAACUCAGUUCACUGUGACAGUGAAUGCAAGUCACCUACCCGAUGGCUUCCUAAUAUGUCUCAUUCUGACAAACACCUAAUGGCCCUGGGACUAAGUGACACUAUGCCAAUGCCUCUUCCUUCCCCUGGAGCAGGUGACCGCUGGACGCUCUCACUGUUGCGCCUGGCCCACCUUGGGCGCAGCACAUCCCACGCCCCUCCCACCAGGCCUGAUGUGAGCACCACUGGCAGCUGAGGCCAAGCCAGCAGCUUCCACCAGAGCAAGGGUGAGCGCCAGCCUGGACGGUGAAGCAGCGUCAGGGUCCCUCCUGCUCACAAGUCACAGCUCCCAGCACCAUCACUUCCUUCUCGCCUGACUACUGAACUUCACCAACUAACAGUCACCAGCACCAAAGAAUUAAGUCAACUAACCUGCCUUGAAUUUUAGACCAGCAAUCCAAAUGGCUUUAUCUGGUAUAAAUCUUCUGCCUUUGAUCACUUCUGGACCGUGUAGGAAAAAGGAAUAGCAGUCAUUAAAAUCCUGGGCCAGAGAACACUAUUUGUACCUAACAAGUUUCUUAACCUUACUCAAGGCCUUAAACUUUUCCCUGAGGGCUGCCUGAGAUUCCUUCCUGCUUUUUAUUCAGGGCCAUCUUGCAGAAGAUGUGUCCGCACUAACACCUUGACAGUAGAUCACCCACUGUCUCUUAACAAGGACACACCUGAUGUCCAGGGGCUGAAGGAUCAGCACAGUGUGGUAACGCAAUAGAAGAUUCAUCUUGUAUCACUUUAGGCAGAAAGUAUUUGGCAAAUUCUUAUGUAUUGUUUAUGUACUGUAUAAGUAACUUAUUAUUGAAUAAUGCAAAUUUUGCUAUAAUGUACAAAUGGCUAUAUGUGAAUUAAAAUAAGUUUUCAGAAUCUUGAUUUGUUGCCACCAAUGUAUGAAGGCUGUAUUAAGCCCAUGUUCUCUCCUUACCCUGCUUAACUACUUGUUUUUCCUCUGUCUUCAGACUGGGGGUAUUAAAUACUUAGGAGUCUGUAUGUAUUAGUAAACUGCUUCAUAUAUCUGUAUCUUA